AUGCAUCAUGUUCCAACAAGGUUUGCAACAAGGAUUACAACAAGGAUUACAGCAAGUUGUCUCAUAUGUGGCUGGAACGUCAGUACUUCGACAGUAUGAUAUUGGGGAUCAAAUUGCUAGUGCAGGAACUAAAAAGACAACUAGCCAAAAAGUAGCUGUAUUUAUAUUUGAAAAAAAGAUUUUUGAUAAUACUUUACUGAAAAAUUAUGAAAAAAAAGAAACGGACAAGAUUUAUCAGGUUUUAAAGAGAGAGGCUAGUCAGCUUGCAAGGCUUCGUCAUCCAUCACUACUGGAGAUUGUUGAGGCAGUGGAAGAAUCAAGAACUGUAAUUACAUUUGCCACUGAACCUAUUUUAGCAUCCCUCGCUAAUUUACUUGGAAAUACCGAAAAUUUGUCAAGUAUUCCCGAUGAUAUUAAAAACUUUGAGCUAGACGAGUUAGAGAUUCAAAAAGGCUUGUUGCAAGUUGGCAAAGGCCUUCAGUUUUGUCACAAUGAUGCAAAAAUUGUUCACUCAAACCUCGUUCCAGAAUCCAUAUUUGUAAAUACUAAGGGCGAUUGGAAAAUUGGAGGAUUUGGAUUUAGCCGAUUUUUCAACAACCCAGAUGCACCACCGGAAUAUGAAUAUCCUGAUUUUGAUUCACGUAUACCAAGUUAUGCGCAAAAGAACUAUGAUUAUAUGGCACCAGAAUUUGUGCUAGAUGAAUCAAUUGAGUUUGCAAAUGAUAUGUUUGCUCUCGGUUGUUUAAUAUACACAGUACAUAGCCAUGGGAGACCCCCAAUGGAAAAUCGCAAUAGUAUACAUAAUUAUCGCAAGAAUAUUGAAAGGUUAUCAUCAACUAAGUAUGACCAUCUUCCUUAUCAUCUUCAUGAGGUUAUGUACCAUUUAAUAACUCGUUAUCCAUCACAGAGAAUGACUGCCACCGAAUUUCAAGCAAGCAAAUACUUUGAUAAUGUUCUUGUUUCUACUGUAAAAUUUUUUGAAAGUUUUCCCGAGAAAACAAAGGAUGACAAAAUUAGUUUUAUGAAAGGGUUAAUUCGAAUAUUACCCCAAUUUCCCGAAAGAGUUUUAUUACGCAAGAUUUUACCAUGCCUUCUUCAAGAAAUUAAGGAUCAUAGUCUUUUACCUUAUACUCUCCCUAAUAUUUUCUUCAUCUCUCAAAAAUUGUCACCCACGGAUUUUUGUGAAAAAGUUCUUCGUCCGCUAAAGCCAAUUUUUAUUAUUUCCGAGCCCGUGCAGAAUUUUGUUACAUGUUUAGAUCAGAUGGAGUUGUUUAAACAAAAGACUACAUCUUCUGCUUUCAAAGAUGACAUAAUGCCCUUAAUCUAUAAUUCUUUGGAGGCAAAGUCACCUGUAAUACAAGAGAAAGUUCUUAGAGUUAUACCAACGAUAGUAGAUUCGUUAGACAUUCUUACUAUUAAAUCAUCAUUAUUUCCUAGGAUACAGAAUUUAUUUGUUCACACGACAAUGUUGGCCGUCAAAGUUACAACAUUAAUUUGUUUGCAUUCAUUAGUUAAAUCAUUAGACAAUAUUACAACACUUGCCGUAUACGAUGAAAUGGGAAGGAAUGUUGAAAAGGAUGUUAUUGCUACCGAGAUUUUGCCACAGUUAUGGAAAAUGUCAGUAGUACCUACCCUUAAUCUUGACCAAAAAUUUAUGAAGGCUAUAAAAUCAUUAUCAACGAGGGUGGAAGAAGAACAUUGUAAAAAUCUUCAAGAUAUUAAGAAUAUCGAAGAACAUACUAAAAAAUAUAUGGAGGGAGGAAGUGUUGGAACUUCAAUUGAUUUUGAGAAGUUGGUUGGAACCACGAGUGUGAUGACUAAUAGCACAGUCAAUGGACAAAAUAAAAUACAAAUGGAAAUGCUUCCAAAUUCAUUUCCUUUGGGAACUACCAUGAUAUCUUCAAAUAAUUCAAACGUGCCAUUGAAUGGAAGUAUACAACCAGAUAUUCUUUCUUCAACAACUUCACCAGUAUAUUCUCAGCCUCGAAAUUCAACAAAUUCUUUUUCAAGUUCAAUAAAUAAUAUUCAACCUUCAAAUAGUUUCAAUUCGUUAUUAUCUCAACAACCUACAAACGGCAUUCUACCAUCCCUUAACAAUUAUCAGCAAAUUCCUAAUCAAAGCACAAAUUCAUCAAAUAAUAGUAUUCCAUCACUUCCUCCGCCUAAAAUUGGCACAACGCAACGUACGAGUACACCGACAAUCUCGACGUACUCCUCCACUAUUACAUCAGACUUAUUUAAUACGAUCCCGGGAUCAAAAUUUGGUUCUGGAGGUAUACUUCAACCUAGUAUUUUGAAACCAGCUAAUAAUAAUAAUUCAGGAAAUCAAAAGAUUUCUCAGGCGGAUUUAACAAUGUUUGAUCCAUUUUCUAAGUAA
Messenger RNA from Dentiscutata erythropus, 2377 nucleotides. Lineage: Eukaryota; Fungi; Glomeromycota; Glomeromycetes; Diversisporales; Gigasporaceae. The record is from the annotation of a GenBank genome assembly.